AUGUCGUGUCCGUACCCGCCGGGCGCCUGCCCCAACCCCUGCCAGACCUGCUGCAACCCCUGCUACCCUUGUUGGCCGUGCGCCCCCUGCCCCUGUCCCUGUCCCGAGAAACUGGCCAUACCGUACGCCUUUCCCGACUUGCCGAAAUCGCGCGGCAGGCGAUCGAAGAAGCAGAAGAAGAUGCACAAGAUCACGUCGACGACGAAGAUCAAUUUCGCCGACAUAUCGCUGGGGAAGCCGUGCAGGGUGUGCAAAAAUUGCACGUGUUGUUGCCCCAAGCUGGUGCCGCCCUGCUUCGUGGGCGGCUGUCGCACGUGCAACUAUCACGGGCCGCCCUGCCCGCCGGCCAUGCCGCCCCCGAAUUGUGCUUGUACCAAGUAA
This is a messenger RNA of Phyllotreta striolata, 381 nucleotides long. The record is from the annotation of a GenBank genome assembly. Lineage: Eukaryota; Metazoa; Arthropoda; Insecta; Coleoptera; Chrysomelidae.